Molecule: messenger RNA, 1737 nt
Organism: Penicillium malachiteum
Lineage: Eukaryota; Fungi; Ascomycota; Eurotiomycetes; Eurotiales; Aspergillaceae
Product: putative ribosomal assembly complex component Ipi3
Exons: 2
Coding region: 1-1737 (578 amino acids)
Biological process (GO): DNA-templated DNA replication; rRNA processing
Cellular component (GO): nuclear pre-replicative complex
Molecular function (GO): protein binding
Source: RefSeq, a predicted model, not a curated record
AUGCUUUCCGAAUCAUUCAUAGCGGCGACGCUGUCAUCCGCUAAAACUCCGACCGCCACUCUCAGGGAUGUCGGGAUUUGCGUGCAUGAAUUCCAGCCUUCGCCUCAGAUUCGCUCCACUUUCAAGAAGAGCUCUACUACUCCCAAUUGCUUGGCUGUGACCCCGUCGCAUAUUUUCACUGCUCAGGCAGACAAGGCUGUAGUUCAUGUCUAUAGUCGGGAGAAGGGAAACCAAGAAGCUUUGAUCCCAUUUCCAGAGCGGAUCCGCAGCAUUGCUGUCGCGGGCACCAAAUAUGGAGACGUUCUAGUACUAGGUACCGAGGGCGGCAGGUUGAUUCUUUGGGAGCUAAUCCUGCACCCCGUGUUUCAGACAUGUACAGGUCGUCAAGUGGCUACCACAGCCUCCCAUCUUCAACCCGUCACAUCGCUUGUCGUCGACCCCACCUCCAACUUCAUUCUUUCGGGCUCCUCAGAUGCUAGUGUCCACGUCUGGUCCAUUCCCGGCAUCCUUUCAUUCUCUAAGCCCGCCCAAACUCAAGACCGACAGCCACCUAACUCUCCCAUCCGUACUUUCUCCAAUCAUCGUGCUGCUAUUACCUCGUUGGCUGUAGGACACAGCAAUGGCCGAAACAACAUUGCUGUCUCAACAGCAAAGGAUAACACCGCCAUUGUGUGGGAUUAUCAGACCGGACGUGUCCUUCGAACCUAUCUACUUCCAGUCUCGGCAACCUCUGUGACCUUGGACCCCGUAGACCGAGCUGGAUACGUCGGAUACGAAGAUGGAAGCGUGCAGUCAAUUGAGUUUUACCGUAGCAACUCGACACAGCAUGCUCUUCACGACUCAUCCUUACAAUCAACCCCAGCCCAAGUCUCCGCCGAGGACCGAUGGCUUCCUCCAUCUUCAGAAUCGGGCGCUGUGCACGCCCUCUCGCUUUCAUAUGAUGGCGCGACUCUGUUUUCCGCACACGAAAGCGGCAAGGUUCUAUCAUGGACUGUGGCUCGCCGCAAGUUCGCAACCACUGUUGCCGAUUAUACACACCCUGUAACCAACUUGGUCGUCCUGCAGCCAAGUGGACUUUCUACUUCCUCGCAGGAAUUGAACCGCACCACCCACACCGUUGUCAAGCCUAGACAUGAUGGUGCACUCUCCGACCCUGCUCAUGCACCUGGAGCCGUUCCCGCAGCUUACUCUUUCCACACUCAUUUGCUUGCCUCCUCGCGUCCUCAAUCUCGCCAACCAUCGCAAUUUUCCUCCGCCCUUGCUCAUGCAUCAUUUCCCAACUCCAUGAUUGAAGAGGGUCUUGCAGAGCUAGCUUCUUUCCGUCAGUCAGGAACCGACGGACCUCGUGUUGUAAUGACCACUCCUGCCGUCUCGGAUUCUAUGGUUGACGCAGGUCAAGAUGAGCGCGUCGCGGAGCUGGAAUCGGAAAUUGAUUUGCUGAAGAAGAAGGCUGCAGUCAGUGAUAAAACCCGCCAUACCUCUGCGGAGGAAGUUGUCCAGUUACGCUCCGAUCUUGCUCAACUGCAGGAUUACAUUAACCAGCUACAUGAGAAGCAAGAGACUGCGCAGCAAGAUAAAGUGCAGCGUCAGGCAAGGAAGGAGGCGCAGGAAACCAAAAGACGUGAGGCAUGGUUUGCUGCGGAGAAGAAAGGGCGCAAUGGCGAUGCAGUCAUGAGGAAAAUGGAGAUUGAUGAUGGCAUGUUGACCAGUGACUCCGAUGACCAAAGUGAUGAAUAA